Molecule: messenger RNA, 2894 nt
Organism: Gopherus evgoodei (Goodes thornscrub tortoise)
Lineage: Eukaryota; Metazoa; Chordata; Testudines; Testudinidae
Gene: GYG2
Product: glycogenin 2
Exons: 9
Coding region: 321-1571 (416 amino acids)
Cellular component (GO): cytoplasm
Molecular function (GO): glycosyltransferase activity
Source: RefSeq, a predicted model, not a curated record
CGGCGCCAGGCGCGACCCCAGGCUGGCAGGGGGAGUGGCCCAUUGCAAAUGCAAUCGGCCAGGGCGUGCUCGCAGGCACGCUAGAGCCUCCGGGUGGUCAGGCUUUGUCCCCUGCUAAGGACAGUGCUGCUGCGGGGGCUGAAGGGAGCGUGACUUUGUAAUUCCCUUCCUGGGUCUCCAGCCGCAGGAAGGAGGCUAAUUACCAGCUGGGGAUUUGUCAACUCAGCCCAGGCCUGUUGGGAGCCGGGGAGACGGGCUGGAGUUGUUGCUGCCAGUGUCUGAACUUUACCCACCAAUAGCCUACCCUUCUGGCUGAAAGGAUGGCUGUAGCAGAUCAGGCAUUUGUGACCCUUGGUACGGAUGAUGUUUAUUGUCAAGGAGCUCUGGUUCUUGGACAGUCCUUGAGGAAUCAUAUGACAUCUAGAAAGCUGGCUAUAUUAAUUACACCACAGGUCUCCAGUGUGAUGAGGGCUGUCCUCUGCAGUGUGUUUGAUGAAGUGAUUGAAGUGGAUGCAAUUGACAGUGCUGACUCCAUGCACUUGGCUCUGCUGGAAAGGCCAGAGCUGGGUGUAACCUUCACCAAACUUCACUGUUGGACUCUCACUCAGUAUAGCAAAUGUGUCUUUAUGGAUGCAGACACUUUGGUGUUAUGUAACAUUGAUGAACUGUUUGAACGGGAAGAGCUUUCUGCAGCUCCUGAUUCUGGCUGGCCAGAUUGCUUUAAUAGUGGCGUAUUUGUCUUUCGACCUUCUGUAGAAACUUACAACCGUCUGCUGCAGUUUGCUACUGAACAUGGCAGCUUUGAUGGUGGUGAUCAAGGCUUAUUAAAUAGUUUCUUCAGUAACUGGGCAACAACAGAUAUUGGCAAACAUUUACCAUUUAUCUACAACUUAAGCACUAGUGCUAUCUACACAUAUGUUCCUGCUUUCAAACAUUUUGGCAGGGAUGCAAAGGUAGUUCAUUUUUUGGGGUCAGCAAAGCCCUGGCACUACAAGUACAACUCUCAAACAAGAACAAUUAUGCAGGAUGGCUCCACCUCAGGAUCUCAGCAUCAGUACUCAUUUCUUGUACUCUGGUGGAAGAUAUACUAUGCUAGCAUAUUGCCUUUGUUAGAAACACUUCCAGAGAUGGAAGACAUGGAAUCCCAAGGACAAAAGCACAUUUUCAAUGGAGAGGAAAUUAAACUGAAAAAUGAGAAUCCUCUUGUUAUCAAUUCUCUGCAAAUCCCUGUGUUUCCAGAACAGACAUCUGAAAUGGACAUCACUACUUGCCCACCUGAAGAGUUUGAUACUAAAACUCCACCUGUACCUCAAGUUGAAGAACACAAUUCUGAAGUCAGUCUCCCUGAGCCAGACCAGCCAUUAGAACAGCUUGCCUUCCAUCCUGCCCCUCAGCAAACCCUGAAACUGGAUGAGACUACCCAUCUUAUUUCUGAGCUGUCCACUCAGCUGGAACUGGAAGAGCCAAAUGCAGAAGAAGAACGGAAGAAGUGGGAGGAAGGCCGUAUGGACUACAUGGGGAAGGAUGCUUUUGAACAUAUUAAAAAGAAAUUGGAUACAUUUUUAAAGUAGACUUAAUUGUAAUGCAAUAUAUUGACCAGGCACUGUUUGCAUUUGUGGUGCAUAUGCAACCCCUGGGAUGUUUUGUUAUCUUCCUUUUGAUAUUGAAGUUAAAAUGGACCACCUCUAUUUUAAGAAAAAAAUUGCAAACAUAGCACUACUAAUUUUUUAACUCCUGGUGCGUGCCUCAUGUUGCUUGUUGACCUAUAGUGCCUCAUGAAAUAGUAGUGCAGAAAUUGUGAAUCUCCACUUGACAUCCCUGCAUUAAGGAAAAAUUCCUAUAGUAUUCUGCAGUAAUAUCAGUUCUAAUAUUUUGGAUAACAUUAAACUUCCAAAGGAUCCUUAGAUUAAUAUAGAGGAUUUCCAUCUUCAGAAAAUGCUGCAAAACCUUUUUUUUAUGAAAGCUUUUCUACUGGAACCAAAGUGACAUUCACAUCACCAACCAUUAUACAUAAGCUGACAAAGGGGAAAAGCCAAAGGAGGAAACCCUGGCUCCACUGAAAUCAAAACUCCCAUUGACUUCAAUGGGGCUAGGCCUUCACCUGGAUACUCCAAGAAAUCCACUUGCUCUUCUACUUUAGGUGGAAGGUGCUCAGGUACAAAGCUAGUGGGCAACAGUACAACUCUAAAAUAGAUGAUAAUGGUGUAACUAGGUUUUUUUUGAUCAUUGCAAUAAACUGCUACAGGAUUUUUAUGUGUUACCUUAAUCUGUAAAUUCAGGGUUUCUUAUGUUUUAUUAUGUAUUUUAUUAGCUAAAUGGUUGUGAGAGAAAAAAAACGCUGCAUAGGCCUUCAUAACUAACUGUUGUUCUGCCUCAUUCUGGUGCUUUAAAUGAAUUUGUUUACCAAUGCUCCAAACUGCAUUUCACAAAGGCACUAAAUCCAUUAGAUGGUACUUUACUAUAUUGCAGGCAGUUUGGGUGCAUCUGAGACAGGUAACUGAUACUUAUUAAAUAAAACAGCUGUUUAUUAGAUAUAAACUAAGAGCCUAUUUCCAGAAACCAAUAGUUACUGUCAGUGGGACUGUGCUGUAUUAACUAUACUUGUGAGGGUACUGCUUUGCAGAUUUGGGCGUUUAGAUUUAACUUUAAUCACGUUGUUAAAUAAAAAUAAAUACAUUUCAGAAGACUGAGAAACUUGACAGAUUUUUCUAAUUUGGUAACUCUUGCAUUUCAGCUUGAAACUUCAGCUCUGGUAAUACCAGAGAGAGAAAUUAGAGUUAUACAACAGUUGAUGCAGGACUUCUUUAAACAUUUUGGGUCCUAUUAUGUCACCAGUUUUCAAGUUGCAGAACUAUCUAAUGAAAUCAUUUGGGAACUCUGCUUAAAAAAAAAAA